Parathielavia appendiculata is the source of this 585-nucleotide messenger RNA. RefSeq lists its product as uncharacterized. The transcript has a single exon. Lineage: Eukaryota; Fungi; Ascomycota; Sordariomycetes; Sordariales; Chaetomiaceae. Bases 1 to 585 code for a protein of 194 amino acids. The record is from RefSeq and is a predicted model, not a curated record.
AUGUCGUACGAAAUGAGCGGCCAGCAUACGACAUACCCAUACCCUCCACCCGCUGCCACGGUUACCGUUACACCCAAGCGCAGCCGCUUCUCAAAAUGGUGGCCCCUCUCCUUCUUCCUCGCCGCCGUCCUCUUCUUCAUCAUCGGCGGCGCCCUGUUGGGCACCUGGGCCGCCAGCACUGCUUCCGACUGCUAUGACACGUACUAUUCGGGUUCCAGCUACAAGUCAUCCUACAACAAGUCGUGCUCGGCGGCCGCUGACGGCAAGUUCUGGGGCGGCGUCGCCUGCGUCGUCCUCGGCGGCAUCUGCAAGCUGAUCUUCUGGAUCCUCCUCAUCGUCUGGUGCGUCAAGCGCAGCAGCAGCCACGCCGUCACCACCGCCUACGCCUACCAGCCCGUGAACUACGCGGCCGCGCCCCCGCCGACCGCUCCCGCCGCCCCUGCGCCACUCUACCAGAAUGCUCCGCAAUACCAGAACCAGCCCUACAACGCGCAUCCCUAUCAGAACGCGCCGCCCUACCAGAGCUCCCCGUCACCGGCCCCUUACUCCAAAGAAGGACCCGGAGUGACGCACACGGGAUACUAA